Molecule: messenger RNA, 882 nt
Organism: Rasamsonia emersonii CBS 393.64
Lineage: Eukaryota; Fungi; Ascomycota; Eurotiomycetes; Eurotiales; Trichocomaceae
Product: Retrovirus polyprotein
Exons: 2
Biological process (GO): chromatin organization; negative regulation of transcription by RNA polymerase II
Cellular component (GO): pericentric heterochromatin
Molecular function (GO): chromatin binding; nucleic acid binding
Source: RefSeq, a predicted model, not a curated record
GAGACUUAUCUCCGUGCCUACUGUGCCUACCUGCAAGAUGACUGGGAGGAAUGGCUCCCUCUUGCCGAGUUCGCUCAUAACAAUCAUGAUUCAGAAACAACAGGGAUGUCCCCCUUCUUUGCUAACUAUGGCUUCCACCCCCGGAUGGGUAUGGAGUUCCCUGUCUCGCCCCCCAAAGAUGAACCGGCCGCCAACUUUGUGCGGAGACUGCUCGAAAUCCACCAGAGACUGCAAGAAGAGAUGCACUACGCCCAGGCCAAGUAUGAGGACUCUGCUAACCGACGACGAACCCCCGCACCUCGCUACCAAGUUGGGGACGAAGUCUGGUUAAGUAGUAAGAACAUUACCACCCGCCGACCUACCAAGAAGCUUGAUUCUCUAUGGCUGGGUCCUUACCCUAUUGUACAGGUGGUUAGUCCACUAGUCUAUAAGCUCGAAUUACCUUCAACGAUGAGAAUGCGCCCUGUUUUCCAUACUAAUCUCCUCCGCCCUGCCGCCACGGAUCCGCUUACCGGCCAACGGCCUGAGAAUCCAGGCCCCGUGAUUGUCGAUAACCAGGUAGUUUACCGGGUUGACGAGAUACUUGAUUCGAGGAGGCACUACGGCCACAUUCAAUACCUGGUAAAAUGGAGCGGUUGGGAUAUUAAGGAUGCAACGUGGGAACCCAUAGAGCAUGUCGAUGGAUUAGACGCGCAGAAGGAGUUCCAUGAGAGUUACCCCGAUAAACCUGCACCUGCACCAGCACUGCGCCGUUCAGCUCGCAGGAGCUCGCGGCUUGAAAGGGGGGCUUUGACCACGUUCGACAGAGCCAGCAAGGUAGCAGAAACGGCGCAAGUUGCUCAUAUUGAUGAUAUCAAUCAAGCCUCCAAUCGCGAGGUCUGA